Dama dama (fallow deer) is the source of this 2001-nucleotide messenger RNA. RefSeq names its product p53 apoptosis effector related to PMP22 (gene PERP). NCBI's taxonomy places the organism in Eukaryota, Metazoa, Chordata, Mammalia, Artiodactyla, Cervidae. The record is from RefSeq and is a predicted model, not a curated record. Gene Ontology annotation, biological process: cell-cell adhesion. The transcript has 3 exons. The coding region runs from base 111 to 665 and encodes 184 amino acids. Gene Ontology annotation, cellular component: membrane; cell-cell junction.
CCUCGCGGCCUCUUGCCUUUUGUCGCGCUGCCCGCGCUCGAGGGCCACUCUCCGCCGGCGUCCGAGCCUCGCGCGCUGCUCUCCUCCCCGCCGCCGCCGCCGCCGCCGAGAUGCUGCGCUGCGGCCUAGCCUGCGAGCGCUGCAGGUGGAUCCUGCCGUUGCUCCUGCUGAGCGCCAUCGUCUUUGACAUCAUCGCGCUGGCCGGUCGCGGCUGGCUGCAGUCGAGCGACGACAGCCAGACGUCCUCGCUAUGGUGGCAUUGCUUACUAGGAGCCUGCGACAGCCUCAUGGUGUAUGCUUGGGGAAGGGCAGCCGCCGCCAUGCUGCUCUGUGGUCUCAUCAUCCUGGUGAUCUGCUUCAUCCUCUCCUUCUUUGCCCUCUGUGGACCCCAAAUGCUUGUCUUCCUGAGAGUGAUCGGAGGCCUCCUGGCCCUGGCUGCUGUGUUCCAGAUCAUCUCCCUGGUAAUUUACCCUGUGAAGUACACUCAGACCUUUAACCUUCACCUCAACCCUGCUGUCACUUACAUCUAUAACUGGGCCUACGGCUUCGGGUGGGCGGCCACUAUUAUCCUGAUCGGCUGUGCCUUCUUCUUCUGUUGCCUCCCCAACUAUGAAGAUGACCUGCUGGGCAAUGCCAAGCCCAGGUACUUCUACACAUCUGCCUAAGGUGGGGAAUGAGCAGAAGAACAUCACUGCUGCUGAGAUAGAUUCCAGAGAAAGAAACUGUUUUCCCCAGAAUACUUUGAACCUGUUUUGGGGACAAUGUUCAUAUCAUUAAACUAUGGUCAAAAUGUUAAAAUAAUCUGGGGAAAGUGUUUCUUAAAUGGUGUUAUAGUUUCAUAUUCAUCUUUUAUAUAUGUUUUGUAGUGUUAAGUAAGACUUCUUUUAAUUAAUUACCUAAUUAUUAAGUUGGCUAAAAAGUUCAUUCAGGCUUGUCCGUAAGAUUGAUGGGAAAACCUGACUCACUUUUUUGCCAACUCAAUACUAAAAUGCCAAUGUUUGCUUGUAUCUAACAAUACCAUUGAUAUUGCAUUUGUAAAAGAAUAUGAGUAUGAAAGUAACCACAUAAUUUAUAAGGUAAAAAUGAGAAGGCUUCAAAGACUUGAGUACUCUGGUUAGGUUUCUGUUUUUUCCAGAUGGAAUGGGUUGGGUCUAUUAAGGACUAAGGAGAAGAUGAUACUGGUAAAAAUUGUCAGUGACUAAAUAUUCUAAAAGAAAUGCAAAAAAAAUUUUUUUCAAGCCUUUGGCUAUUCAAAGAAGCAAAAUUGGUUCCUACAUGCAUGUCAUUUGUGAGAAUUUCUAAUGAAUAUCAUGAAUAAUUGAUUUGGGGCUAAGCUUUCCAUUAACUUAAUAUGACAUCUAGAAAAGUAUUCUAUCAUUGCCAAAAUCUGUUGCAGUAGUAAGGCCUCCUUAAGCAGUGAAAUCUUAAGAUGAAAUUUUCUCUUUUAAAGUGGUUCAUAGGGUGGGGGUGUGGUAGAAAGCUACUAGUAAUUCUCUGCUCUUUGGUGUCUAUAUGCUCUAGACCAGAGUAGACUGGAUUGAAAAAUGGACCGGUCUAAUUCAUUAUGACCUUUAAGUAGUAUUAGGUUGUUCAGUAAAGCAUUAGGAGGGCCAUUCCCAUCACAAAAGUAACAUUAAACAGCCUAAAGAGGAGACAUGGCUUGAAUUUUUCAUCUUUGGCUUGAUCGGGCUCUAAUCAUGUAGACACAGCUUCUGAUAGAUUGCAACUGUAAGCAAAAACUUAAAUAUGGUUAAAAACCUGGUUUCCCUUGGUAAACAGAUUAAAAAUAUCUGAUGUAAAACAUUUAACAGGAGAAUUCAGGAAUGUGGGAUUUCUCUGACUUGCAAAUAUGAUAUAUCACAUGGAAUAUUAUUAUUUUUUUACUAUUUGUACUUACAUAAUGAAAACCAAUUCAUUUUAUAUAUCAAAUUAUUUUGUAAGUUGUAAAAACAGCAGUUGCAGUUUUAUUAUGAACUUUUCUCAAUAAACCAGGUGAUCUUA